GCCUCAAGAUGAGACUGUCGAUUCGCAGGCAGCGUCAACUCCUGUGACAAGUGAUGGAGGCACCCGACUAUGAGUCCGUAUCCGAAUCCAUUGUCCAGUUUUGUUGCGCCAUCGCAUCCGAUGUGAUCCCGUGGGCGACUCCGAGGUGGAGGAUGAGGAGGAGGACGGGAGGCACAUGGGAGGAUCUCCCGAAGAUGGACGACGCGGCAGACGACUACUACACGGAGAAGUUGAGGAUGUCCCCUAGGGUGGUCCGGGAGAUCGUGGAGGCGUUGUCCCCUCUUCUGCAGCGGAGGGUGAUAUUCUACAGGGUACCAUUGAUGCCGGAUCACAUCAGCGCAUAUGCGCUGUAUCGAUGGGCAAGCGGGGAGACGUAUGAGAGCAACACAUUGUCAUUUGGCAUAGGACGCACAUCAGGCUUGAUUGCAGUCGAGGACGUCACCAGGGCGCUUCUGAGGGUGUACCGUGACAACAUCGUCUGGCCUUCCGGGUUGCGGCGAGUGCUCGUUCUGCGCGCCUUCGAGGCCAAGGGUUUCCCCAACUGCUAUGGAUGCAUAGAUUGCACACACAGAUACGUGGACAAACUGGCGAACGCACCAUCUAAGAACUACUUCGAUCGGAAGCGUCGUUUUUCCGUUGUUGUGCAGGUGGUGGUGGACUUGGACUUGCACAUCACGAACGUUUUUGUGGGUUAUCCAGGGAGAUGCCAUGACAUUCGCGUGCUUCAACUUUCCAGUAUGUGGGCGCGUGCGGAGGAGGGGGAUCUUUUCCGUGAACCUGCUGUGGUGCUGCCGUUCGGAGUGAAGACAUAUGGGUACAUUCUCUGCGAUAAUGGCUAUCCUCCUCUGGAGUGGAUCGUCGUGCCUUACGGGGGGGCCGAUCAAUGUGUCGACGAAGAGAGGUUCGACAACAAGCAGAAGGUCGCCAGAGGGGCAGUGGAGAGAGCUUUCGGGAGAUUGAAGGGGAUGUGGAGGCUGUUCCUCCGCACACACAAGACGAAUAUGAACACUCUCCCACAACAGUUCCAAGCCGUGUGCAUUUUGCACAACAUCCUCCUUGAUGCUGGCAUGGACUUCGACGAUAACUUGUUGUGGGAGGUGGAUGCUAAUGGGGCGCGUCGACGCGUGGAUUUGGGGUUGGAUCACCCACCCCACCCCAUUGCGGAAACCUUUAAUCGGCCUCGUGCGCUGGCGUUGUGUGAAGCGUUGGCGGAGCGCAUGAAGCACGCGUGAACGCGCAAACUCCCUCGACGGCGGUAGCUACGGUAUCGAUCUCCGAGACGGGGGGGGGGGGGGGCUGGUGAUGUACGGGAGGCGGCGGUUGUUGUUGUUUUCCGGCGGGAGUGUAGUGUGCUGGGAACAGUUCUGCAGGGUCACUGCGGUUGUUUUGAUUUAUUUACUUUAUGGUAUUGUUCGUUGAGACAUUUUUUGUUUUACUUUUACUAUCGUUUACUUGGUGUGACUUUUAAUCAUUUCACGAACCUUUGAAGAGCGACGAUGUUUUCGCAGACGGAAGUGUCGUACUCGCUGUGAGAGUUUUUGCAUAUCCGCAUCCUUGAAUGCACUUUCGUGUCAUCUAUGAGUUCUUUUGUUGCGUUAAUUUAUCGAUGCAGAUUUUUUGUGUUAUCCAGUCAUGCAACAACAAAAGAAGCACCUUCUU
Chara braunii is the source of this 1659-nucleotide messenger RNA. NCBI's taxonomy places the organism in Eukaryota, Viridiplantae, Streptophyta, Charophyceae, Charales, Characeae. The record is from the annotation of a GenBank genome assembly.